AGCAGUCCGCGUGAUGCUCCAGACGCUGUUGCUUACUUCUUCUCUGCAAUCACUCACUGAGACUCGUGACUCACGACUAUCACGACGCAUGAGCGCUAUUCGAGUCGUCCAAACACAGUGCCUGCGAUCUGGCAUUCGCUCUGUCAGCCUUGUUCGCACGCCCGUCGCCCUCUGCAGAGCGCCAUUCAUCUCCAAUACUUGUGCAUUUAGCGCGCGCACCAUCAGGAUGACUUCCUCAUCAGCCAACGCUCGAGUCAACUCGCUCGUCUCGCACUUGGGCCAGCACACGGGCAAAUUGCUGCAAGGUCAGGUGGCCAUCAUUACCGGAUCAGGUCAAGGCAUUGGCAAAGCUGCCGCACUGCUCUUUGCAGCUCAUGGCGCAAACGUGGUGGUGAGCGAUAUCGACGCUGCUAAAGCUCAAAGCACCGUCGAUGAGAUCGAAAAGAGCGAUGGCGGCAAGGCGCUCGCUUUUGCUGGAGAUGUGAUGAAGGAGAAGUUUGGUGAAGAGGUGGUCAAGGCUACGAUUGAAAAGUUUGGCAAGAUCAACCACUUGAUUCUCAACGCAGGUUUCACAAACGACAAGAUGAUCCACACGAUGGAUGAUGCCACCUUUCAAAUGAUGCUAGACUGCCACACCGUAGCUCCUUUUAGGGUGCUUCGCGCCGCAGCUCCUCACUUUAGAGUCAAAGAUCCGGAAAGGAGGGAGAAUAGGAGCAUCGUUUACGUCUCUUCCACUUCCGGCACGCACGGCAAUGUGGGACAGCUCAAUUAUGCCGCCGCAAAGGCCGGCGUCGUGGGCAUGAACAAGACGACUGCAAAGGAAUGGGGUCCAUUCGGCGUUCGGUCCAACUGCGUUGCCUUUGGCUGGAUUCAGACGCGCCUCACAGCUGCCAAGGAGGAAGGAGCUUCGAUCGAGGUGAAUGGCAAAAAGGUUGCGCUAGGUAUUCCGGGAAGAGGCAAAAAGGAUACCGCCAACGACGUCAAUGCCACGAUUGACAUUCCUCUUCGAAGACCCGGAGAGGCCGCAGAGGCUGCUUCUGCCAUUCUCUUUCUGGCCAGUCCGUUGGCCAGCUACGUUUCAGGCCAGACUCUUGAGGUCACUGGUGGUCGUGGCAUUUAGGUUGACGCGUGGAGAGAGUGCGCGGAGAGAGUGCGCAAAGAGAGUGCGCGGAGAGAUUUUGCGCUACGCGUGGAGAUAGUUCGCGCUACAGUCAAUGUGCAUGCUCCUGAAAGAUGGCAUCGCGCCCCAC
Molecule: messenger RNA, 1250 nt
Organism: Ceraceosorus guamensis
Lineage: Eukaryota; Fungi; Basidiomycota; Exobasidiomycetes; Ceraceosorales; Ceraceosoraceae
Product: NAD(P)-binding protein
Exons: 3
Coding region: 14-1120 (368 amino acids)
Molecular function (GO): oxidoreductase activity, acting on the CH-OH group of donors, NAD or NADP as acceptor
Source: RefSeq, a predicted model, not a curated record